ACUUUGAGGGGAGAAGGGAGGGGAAGAAGUUGGAAGGGGGAACGGAAAACCACUCUCCUGGUAGCAGUCUCUGCCCACAACAAACCUUGCCUUCUGCCCUUAAGGAAAAUGGCGCCUGGCAUAGAUGCGCUUCCGGCCACGGAGCCAAACAGAACAGAGGAGGCAAGAGGCCGGAAGUGACCGCCCUUUGCCACUCCCCCUGCCUCCUCUCCGCCUUUAACUUCUCGGGAAGAUGAGGCACUUUGGCAUCUGUGGCCGAGUUGCUGUUGCCGGGUGAUAGUUGGAGCGGAGACUUAGCAUAAUGGCAGAACCUGUUUCUCCACUGAAGCACUUUGUGCUGGCUAAGAAGGCGAUUACUGCAAUCUUUGACCAGUUACUGGAGUUUGUUACUGAAGGAUCACAUUUUGUUGAAGCAACAUAUAAGAAUCCGGAACUUGAUCGAAUAGCCACUGAGGAUGAUCUGGUAGAAAUGCAAGGAUAUAAAGACAAGCUUUCCAUCAUUGGUGAGGUGCUAUCUCGGAGACACAUGAAGGUGGCAUUUUUUGGCAGGACAAGCAGUGGGAAGAGCUCUGUUAUCAAUGCAAUGUUGUGGGAUAAAGUUCUCCCUAGUGGGAUUGGCCAUAUAACCAAUUGCUUCCUAAGUGUUGAAGGAACUGAUGGAGAUAAAGCCUAUCUUAUGACAGAAGGAUCAGAUGAAAAAAAGAGUGUGAAGACAGUUAAUCAACUGGCCCAUGCCCUUCACAUGGACAAAGAUUUGAAAGCUGGCUGUCUUGUACGUGUAUUUUGGCCAAAAGCAAAAUGUGCCCUCUUGAGAGAUGACCUGGUGUUAGUAGACAGUCCAGGCACAGAUGUCACUACAGAGCUGGAUAGCUGGAUUGAUAAGUUUUGCCUAGAUGCUGAUGUCUUCGUUUUGGUCGCAAACUCUGAAUCAACACUAAUGAAUACGGAAAAACACUUUUUUCACAAGGUGAAUGAGCGGCUUUCCAAGCCUAAUAUUUUCAUUCUCAAUAAUCGUUGGGAUGCCUCUGCAUCAGAGCCAGAAUAUAUGGAAGACGUACGCAGACAGCACAUGGAAAGAUGCCUACAUUUCUUGGUGGACGAGCUCAAAGUUGUAAAUGCUUUAGAAGCACAGAAUCGUAUCUUCUUUGUUUCAGCAAAGGAAGUUCUUAGUGCUAGAAAGCAAAAAGCACAGGGGAUGCCAGAAAGUGGUGUGGCACUUGCUGAAGGAUUUCAGGCAAGAUUACAGGAAUUUCAGAAUUUUGAACAAAUCUUUGAGGAGUGUAUCUCGCAGUCAGCAGUGAAAACAAAGUUUGAACAGCACACUAUCAGAGCUAAACAGAUACUAGCUACUGUGAAAAACAUAAUGGAUUCAGUAAACCUGGCAGCUGAAGAGAAAAGGCAUUAUUCAGUGGAAGAGAGGGAAGACCAAAUUGAUAGACUGGACUUUAUUCGAAACCAGAUGAACCUUUUAACACUGGAUGUUAAGAAAAAAAUCAAGGAGGUUACCGAGGAGGUGGCAAACAAAGUUUCAUGUGCAAUGACAGAUGAAAUUUGUCGACUGUCUGUUUUGGUUGAUGAAUUUUGUUCAGAGUUUCAUCCUAAUCCAGAUGUAUUAAAAAUAUAUAAAAGUGAAUUAAAUAAGCACAUAGAGGAUGGUAUGGGAAGAAAUUUGGCUGAUCGAUGCACCGAUGAAGUAAACGCCUUAGUGCUUCAGACCCAGCAAGAAAUUAUGGAAAAUUUGAAGCCAUUACUUCCAGCUGGUAUACAGGAUAAACUACAUACACUGAUCCCUUGCAAGAAAUUUGAUCUCAGUUAUAAUCUAAAUUACCACAAGUUAUGUUCAGAUUUUCAAGAGGAUAUUGUAUUUCGUUUUUCCCUGGGCUGGUCUUCCCUUGUACAUCGAUUUUUGGGCCCUAGAAAUGCUCAAAGGGUGCUCCUAGGAUUAUCAGAGCCUAUCUUUCAGCUCCCUAGAUCUUUAGCUUCUACUCCCACUGCUCCUACCACUCCAGCAACGCCAGAUAAUGCAUCACAGGAAGAACUCAUGAUUACAUUAGUAACAGGAUUGGCGUCCCUUACAUCUAGAACUUCUAUGGGCAUCAUUAUUGUUGGAGGAGUGAUUUGGAAAACUAUAGGCUGGAAACUCCUAUCUGUUUCAUUAACUAUGUAUGGAGCUUUGUAUCUUUAUGAAAGACUGAGCUGGACUACCCAUGCCAAAGAGCGAGCCUUUAAACAGCAGUUUGUAAACUAUGCAACUGAAAAACUGAGGAUGAUUGUUAGCUCCACGAGUGCAAACUGCAGUCACCAAGUAAAACAACAAAUAGCUACCACUUUUGCUCGCCUGUGCCAACAAGUUGAUAUUACUCAAAAACAGCUGGAAGAAGAAAUUGCUAGAUUACCCAAAGAAAUAGAUCAGUUGGAGAAAAUACAAAACAAUUCAAAGCUCUUAAGAAAUAAAGCUGUUCAACUUGAAAAUGAGCUGGAGAAUUUUACUAAGCAGUUUCUACCUUCAAGCAAUGAAGAAUCCUAACAAUAGAGAUUGCUUUGGUGACCAUGAUAGGAGGAAACGAAACUUGUAAGAUUGGAACAGUUGUUAUUUUUAUGAAAUUACUUUAAAUAUGAAUUGUACUAACUGUACCUAAAUAGCAAAGCCCUGUGUAGAUUCUGGUAAUGAUCUGUCUCAGGGUAUGUGUAUUUUUGAAGAGUGUUAUGUCCUUAGUUUUAAUUUUGAGUAAAGAAAAGGCUAAAAUCAUGAAUUAGUUACAAGCAACAGUACCAACUUAUGUGACCCCUGAGGGGUGGGGCUGUGAGCUCUUAAUUUGUUUUUGAUUCUGAAAAACUCUGCUUCCUGGCAUCCAGGAGUUAGAGAUUGAGCCUUUCAUCUUCUUUCUCAAAACUAGUUUUUGAUGCUUUCUUUCAUGGGAAUAGUCACUUUUUUAUUUAGUAAAUCGCAUUGCUGGAACCACCAAGGAGUGUGGAAUGUCCUUGAGUGUAUUAUUUAUGCAAGUCACAGUCACUUUGCCAUCAUGGCAGCUAUGUGAAACACUAAUAAAUGUGUUUUUACUUUUUAUUCCCAUUAAAACUGAUGUAAAACAGGAUAAAGGCUUGUUAUAGUCACUUAUAAGUAUCUGGGUCUAAGUAAUUUCCUUAGAUGUUUCUAAAGAAACAUUUUCAGCUUUGCUCCCAUUAUGAUUCCAAUAAGGAACGCUUUCCUAGUGCAAUUUUAGGAGUAAAGUUUGAAGAGAUAAAAAUAGCCAAAGAUAGGAGACGUCUGAAUUUUGAAUGAUAAACAGUGAUGUUUUAAAAAAGCUGUUCUUCAGGAGGUAUUUGCCUAGGAUAUUGCUGGAUUAUACCCCAUUGGAGGCUUUUAAUUUUAUUUGUAUGAAUUUUCCAGGAUUUCAUUAAAAAUUAUUAUUGUAUUUUUUACCUUAAUGAAAGAUUUUGGGUUCAAAUAUCUUUCUAUAUUAAAAGCUGAUUGAGUCUGUACAUAUGUAAAUUAUGCCUAGUGGAGGUUCUGUUGACUUUCUUCCCCACUGUGGAAGAGGCCAGUUUUGCCUCCAUUUGCACAUUCAUUUCAGUUAUUUCUGAUCCAUAAAUGUAACAUUUACAAAAUUCUUCCUUGAGCUGGUGGAAUUGCCUCACCAGUUUCCUCUUUAAUGAAUCAAAUAAAAUCUUUAACUGAUGUUAAAAAAAA
Molecule: messenger RNA, 3691 nt
Organism: Pan troglodytes (chimpanzee)
Lineage: Eukaryota; Metazoa; Chordata; Mammalia; Primates; Hominidae
Gene: MFN1
Product: mitofusin 1
Exons: 18
Coding region: 302-2527 (741 amino acids)
Biological process (GO): mitochondrion localization; mitochondrial fusion
Cellular component (GO): mitochondrial outer membrane
Molecular function (GO): GTP binding; GTPase activity
Source: RefSeq, a predicted model, not a curated record